Rotaria socialis is the source of this 1407-nucleotide messenger RNA. The record is from the annotation of a GenBank genome assembly. Lineage: Eukaryota; Metazoa; Rotifera; Eurotatoria; Philodinida; Philodinidae.
AUGACGACCAGUGAUGGCGUCGCACUUCGUCAUCCUCCAAUAUCGAUGGUUGAUAUUCAUCCUCGAUUAGAUAUUGAUACAAUAUCAAUUCUUAGCUCACAAUCGGAUAGUGUUCAACAUUUAUCUUCCUAUAUUGAAUCUGAUGAUGAAGGCAAAGGUUUAGUUGGUAGUCAUUCAUCUCGUUUACAUGAUUCAAAUGCUCAAUCAUCAUCUUUAACAUCUUCAUCGUCUCAACAUCAACCAGCAGCAUUUAAAAAAGACUGGGCAAUGUAUCUAACAAAACCUAGUAAUGGUCAUCAUAAUAAACAUCGAUAUAAUAAUGAAAGUUCAAGUGAAACAAGUGACAGUGAUGAUAAUGAUGAAUCAUCAUCAAGUAUAUCCAAUGGUGAUGAAAGCGAACAAGAUGCUGUCGAUGAUCCAUGGACUAUCAACAAUGUACAACGAGAAUAUUAUACAAAACAAUUUAAAGAUAUUCAACCAGAUGUAACCAAAGUUAUUAGUGGUAAUAUAGCGAAAGAAUUUUUUGAACGUUCACAUUUACCAACAAGUGAAUUAUCACAAAUCUGGAAUUUAUCUGAUGUAAAUCAUGAUGGCGCACUAUCACUUGCUGAAUUUUGCACAGCUAUGCAUCUUGUUGUUUUACGUGUUAAUGGUUUCGAAUUGCCCGAUGAAUUACCAACACAAUUACAACCAUAUGCACCGCUUAUUGAUCUAUCAGAUUCGACAACUAUUCUAUCGCAAACAAAUGAGCAAUCAGAUAAUUGGGCGAACUUUAAAGAUACAAACAGUGAAUUAACAAUUACAACAAGCCUAGAGGAAAAUUCAAAUAAUUCACCAAAACAAUUUAUCUAUGGACCUCCACUUGCUGACAAUCAUCGUAUUGUAGCACCAGUACCUGUUCGUCUUUCGUCUUCGCCACCAUUACCACCACCGGUCGUUGUUGCAGUGGCAAAGCCACCUCCACCACCACCACGUGCUCCUGGUCGAACAGCAUCUCUUGAUAUUGCUCAUCAGCCAAUAUUACCUCCACGUACGAUUCUUAAUGAUACACCUCAACGCAAUCCUAUCCUAACAACAACUAAUGCUAACAAUUCAUCAACAACACCAUAUCUCUACAAUCGAACACGCCCAUCAAUAGUAUCAGCACCUCAACAGUUGGAUGCAAAUCUUCUGUUUGGACAAAUACGUGAUUUAUUGCAACCUGAUCAUUUGCAAGAAUUAGCAUCUAUUAUAUCAACACCAUCAACAACGACAAUAGAAAAUCUUCAUACGGCAUUAAAUCAAACUAAAACUCGAAAUUUAGUACUUAAAGCACAACUUAAACAUUGGGAAGAUCGUCUUACGGAUUUAAUCGAUAAACGUAUUUCAUUGGAACUUCAAUAUAAAUUACAACAACAGCAGCCAUAA